Molecule: messenger RNA, 483 nt
Organism: Alternaria burnsii
Lineage: Eukaryota; Fungi; Ascomycota; Dothideomycetes; Pleosporales; Pleosporaceae
Exons: 2
Coding region: 1-483 (160 amino acids)
Source: RefSeq, a predicted model, not a curated record
AUGAUCGGCCAAUCACCGCGCGACGGCGUCCGGGCAGCUCGUGGUAUGCUCCAAAAAUCCAAACAUAUACACAAUGCGAAUUCGCGCGCUAAAGCAGCUAGACGAGCCAUAACCGCGCUACAGUCUGAACUCCGAGAACUGGAGGCUCUUGAGGACGAUGAGGCUCCCAUCAAGGAUACGCUGGAUGCUCAGAUUGCCGAGAUUGAAAGUCUGAGGCUUGCGGUUUCUAAAGAGAAGAAAAGGGUGGCAUGGGCGACGCAAACCUCUCACAGUUUGGCUGCGCAGGUCAAGAAGCUGGAACAAGAGCUUUUGGAUACAGGUGAAGAAGCUAGGCGCGCAUUAGCUGAUGUGGCUAUUGAAAUUGCUGAGUUGAAGCAAGAGCUCGACGAGGAGAGGGCUAGGUGCUCCGCCAAUGGCGAUGCGAAGCAGGAGUUAGAAAAGCUGAAGCAGAAGUUGAGGGAGAUGUGCGAAGGUCCAGAAUGA